AUGCCAGUGGAAGAAACAGACACUCAGGUGAUUUUAACUCACCCACAGAACGAGAAAACUACCGUGAAAAUCCUCAAAUACGGUGCUACUGUCAUUUCAUGGACUGAAAACGGCGUGGAACAGUUAUGGUUGAGUGAAGGUGCCAAAUUGGACGGAUCCAAGCCGGUAAGAGGCGGAAUUCCUCUCGUUUUCCCUAUUUUUGGAAAGCAAAAGGACCCCAACCAUGCCACGGGCAAAUUGCCCCAGCACGGUUUCGCCAGAAACUCCACCUGGGAGUUCUUGGGACAGGUGAGUGAAAGCCCAGUUUCAGUGCAAUUUGGCUUGGGCCCAGAGAAUGUUGACCCGGAAUUGUACAAGUUGUGGGCAGAAGGUAAGAACGAUUUCACGCUUAUUUUGACGGUGACCUUGUCUGAGGACAAUCUCUCCACCAAAAUCGAGGUGGAGAACACCGGAGCCAAUGAGUUUGAGUUCAAUUGGUUGUUCCAUACGUACUACCGUGUGAAUGACGUGACAGACGCAUUGGUGACCAACCUCAUGGACUCCGAGUGCUACGACCAGCUUUUGGCAGAGACAUACAACGAAAAGGCGCCAAUGCUCUCAUUUCACGAGGAGUUCGAUCGUAUCUACAAGAAUGUAGACUCGCACAAGCAGCUUCAGAUCGUCGACAAGGGCAAUGUUUUGUUGACCUUGGAUCGGACCAACUUGCCAGACGCAGUUGUGUGGAAUCCAUGGAUCAAGAAGUCCGAAGGAAUGGGCGACUUGCAGCCCAAGACAGGCUACAAGAACAUGUUGUGUAUCGAGCCUGGCAAUGUGUCAUCUUUUGUGAAGGUUCGUAAGGGCGAGAAGUGGAGUGCUGAGCAGAAGAUGACGCCAUCUGGUGACAUUAAAGUCCACACCAAGAUGUUCUCUUGA
Molecule: messenger RNA, 912 nt
Organism: Sungouiella intermedia
Lineage: Eukaryota; Fungi; Ascomycota; Pichiomycetes; Serinales; Metschnikowiaceae
Source: the annotation of a GenBank genome assembly